Messenger RNA from Cryptococcus amylolentus CBS 6039, 3129 nucleotides. RefSeq lists its product as hypothetical. The coding region runs from base 159 to 3005 and encodes 948 amino acids. Gene Ontology annotation, molecular function: DNA-binding transcription factor activity, RNA polymerase II-specific; zinc ion binding; RNA polymerase II cis-regulatory region sequence-specific DNA binding. The transcript has 5 exons. Gene Ontology annotation, biological process: positive regulation of transcription by RNA polymerase II; negative regulation of transcription by RNA polymerase II. Lineage: Eukaryota; Fungi; Basidiomycota; Tremellomycetes; Tremellales; Cryptococcaceae. The record is from RefSeq and is a predicted model, not a curated record.
CCCCCAGCCACCUCCCCUUUGCCCCCUGCCUCCCUGCCACGGGCCACUUCAACCACCCCCCACCCAGCGUACAGCUAACAACACUCGCUCCUUGGUUCUCGCACCCUAUCUGACCCGCACAAAAAAUCCAUUCAUCUAUCGAUCCCAAAAAUAAAACAAUGUCUGACACGCAAUCUCCUCCCCGCCCGGGCGGAGAGCGUCCCGAUUCCACGCUCGGCGACCAAUUCGAAUCCCGCUUUGCACCCCAGUGGCAUGUCGGGUUCGGCAGUUCGAACGAACGAGGUGGGGCUGAUGAAGAGACUGUCGAUACCUCGCCUGCUACCACCCGCCGACCGAGCCCUUUGCCAGAGGCCACGUCCGCACCCGCUGCGCACGAAAAGGAAGUAGAGAGAGAAGCGUCUACGAUGGAAGAGCUGGACGAGCUGGAUGAAGACUCUCCCGCGCCGGUGCAUGACCGACUUGAAGAGGAGAGAAAAGCGAGGCAACUCAUGGAGGAAGAUGCGCACCUUGCCAAGAGGAGAAAACAACACCCCCACGGCUCGCCUCUCCCCUCGCCGCCACCUACUACUGUGCCAGCUUCUGCCCACCACCUCACAGCGGGAUCUUGCCCCGGUGACGGGAGGUGCAAUGGCGCCGGAGGCAAAGCUGGAUGCGAAGGUUGCCCGACUUACAACAAUUCCAUCGCCUCUGGCCUCGUCUCUGACCGUGCGCCCCCGACCCACGGCCAUCCCCACUCCGCCCCCUUGUCGGAAGGUAUCGACCGCCCGCGAUAUCAUGAACGCGAAGGCAAGCCAUACGGAUUGGACAGGUUUAUGGAAGGCGUCAACCACAACCUCGGCCGACCUACUUCUCUCCCGUCCCCCUCGCCCGACCAUGCGGUACAGCGUCAGCAUGAAAGCCCGGUGACGACCCAGCCGUUGCAACACCCCGGGUCUGACAAGGGUACGCCCUCGAGGUUCAGUCCUGAUAGCGAUGAUGCGCCGGCGGGCACGACGAAUGGUUCCGGGUUGGCUGCUACGCCUGUUGGUAUGAGUUGUCGGAAUUGCGGGACGAGUACGACGCCUUUGUGGCGACGUGAUGAAGAAGGCAGGCCGCAGUGCAAUGCCUGUGGACUGUAUCACAAACUUCACGGUGUCCCGCGCCCUGUCGCUAUGAAAAAGACCGUCAUCAAGCGCCGAAAACGUGUGCCCGCUGUUGGCAGCGGGGCCACAGCGACUCCGAGUUCGUCGACUACCCGCGCCAUCACCGCCGCGCCCGACCAGCCUUCGCCCGGACCCACCACGGCCCAAAUGCCCAGCGUCACCGCGCCCCCACCGCAUGUACCGCCGCCUAUCGAAGACAAGAUGCGCGUGGGCUCACCGCCUUAUGCCCAUCGAGCGCCGCCCUCGCAGCACCAUACCGAUCACCGGGGCCAUCAUCCCCAUGCGCAAGAGUUUAUCCAGGGUCGGUAUGCCAAGCCGAGCUCGAAUUCGGGCAACCCGGGACAGGGCAAGAAGUGGUGGAGUGAUGGAAGGGAUCGGGAGAAGGAGGAGAAGGAUAGGGAAGCGAGGGAACGAGAAGGCAUGGCCCAUCAGCUUGCUGCUGAAGCGCUCUUGACCAUGGCUCCCUCUGCCAGCAAUGCUUCGCCCGAAAAACGGGUGAGCGCGACGCCAGCCAGAGGCGGGGAUGUGGAGAUGGGCGAGCCGGAGCAGAGGGGGGUGAAGCGAAAGUCUGAUGUAGAUGAUGCGAGAGAGAGGGAGAGGGAACGGGAGAGGGAGAGAGAAAGGGAGAGGGAGCGCGACCCGAGACACCCUGCGAUGAGCCUCGGCUUGCACGGGAUGGAUAGGGACAGAAACAGGUCGAAGGAAUACUCCAACUCGCCCCUUCCUCUCGCUGAACGCCCUCAUGCCCUUCCCGGCUCUAGGCUCGGCCAACCUCCGACCCACGGCAGCCCGGCGUACCCCCCCGGCCAACCUGGAGCCCCAAACAGGUACUCUGUCUAUGGCCCGACGACGAGGGAUCCGAUGGCUGGUAACUCGCCGUACUCGUUCAAUGCGUCAAGGUAUUCGAAUUUGCAUGUCAGGAGGGAUAUGUCGCCUUCGAUUGGCGCUGGAGGGAAGGGAGUCUCGCCCCCUAGGAGAGCGUCGCCUGCUCCUGGGUCUGAUCCGAGGGAUAGGUUCUACGGCAAUACUUCUGCUUCGGGCCCUGUCACCGCCACCGCCACCGCCACAUCUGCCGCUGGCGCCGUCCCCGGCGCGUACGGCCACUACUCUAUGGGCCGACGCGAGCUCCAAGAACACCGCGAACAGCUCAAAGAAGGCAAACGCUGGUUAGAAGCGAUGCUGGCCAAGACGGAAAAGAUGCUGAACAUGGUGGAAAACAAGAUUGGCUUGACUGUCGAUCUGCCGUCCGCCCCGCCCGCUCAUGGUCAUCCAGCGCAAGAGAGGCAUGUGUCGGGUUCCUCCGUGCCGCCGAAUGUGAGCCCCAAUGCUGCUCCAGGCCAGCCCAGGUUGCAAGAAGACUGGGAGUACGAAGAGCGGGAGCGUAGGCGGGAGAAGGAGAUUCUGCGUUUGGAGCAGGAGCGGGAGAUGGAUAUGGUCGACAGGGAGAAGAGGGAGAGGGAUAGGGCGGCGGCAGCGGCGAUUGCUGCUGGGGUGUUUGAUGAGCACCGGGGCAGGCCUAGGGAGAAGGGAGAGCAUGAGCAGAAUCGGGAUCGGAUCUUGGCUAGUCGUAGAGUCUCUGCCAUCUCGCCUGGACCUGCGGGCCCCGGUAGGUCGCCAAACCUUUCCAUGAGGAACGCUGGGAUUGCCAGGGAGAGGGAGAGCGAGGGACCGGCCGGUGAGAGGGAGAAGACGAAUGGCCCUUUGCCUGUCAAUGGCGUGUUGAAGAGGGAAGGCAGCAGUCAGUGGGAUGGAGAGCCGGUUUUGGCUGGGGUGCCUUUGCCCAGGAGGGAGAGGGAGCAGCAGCAGAACGGUGCCGGGAGGACGCUGAGCCGGGGUCUUUGGAGCUUUGACGUGAGGAGCUAAGGGGUUAUAUAAGAUUCUGAUUAGGGUGUACGAUGAGGGGAUUCUGGUAGAGAUAGUAUAGUAGGUAUAUCCAACGCUGUUCUGCGUGAAUGUAGCUUCUAAAUGCAUGAGAAGUGUACCGCUC